UUUGGGGCGGUUUUUUUUACAGGACGGAGCUGCUUAUCUUCCAUGUAAACUGUCUUUUCACCAGUCAGGGUAAAUCCGGUGCCUAGAGUACGAGCUAGCAUGUAGCGAGUCUGUAGCCUUUUCUUGUAUUUGCAAUAUGAAGAAUGGAAGAAGACGAUGUGACUAUCAGAGAGCAGAAUUUCCACAGCCAAGUUCGAGAGUACAUCAUUUGUUUCCUCCUGUUUGCAGUCCUCUACAUUGUGUCCUACUGCAUCAUAACCAGAUACAAGAGGAAGAGUGAUGACCAUGAGGAUGAAGAUGCUGUUGUCAACAGAAUAUCAUUGUACUUGUGCACCUUCACCCUGGCAGUGUCGGGUGGUGCCGUCUUCCUACUGCCUUUCUCAAUCAUUAGUAAUGAGAUCCUCCUCUCCUUCCCCAAAAACUAUUACAUCCAGUGGCUCAAUGGCUCCCUCAUCCAUGGUCUCUGGAAUCUGGUGUCACUGUUCUCCAACCUUUGCCUCUUCGUCCUGAUGCCUUUUGCUUAUUUCUUCCUGGAGUCUGAGGGAUUUGCGGGAUCAAAAAAGGGCAUUAAAGCACGUAUUCUUGAGACCUUUGUGAUGCUCUUCCUGCUGGCUCUGCUAAUCCUCGGUAUAGUGUGGGUGGCAUCGGCGCUCAUUGACAAUGAUGCAGGCAGUAUGGAGUCCCUUUAUGAUCUUUGGGAAUUCUACCUACCAUACCUCUACUCUUGUAUAUCUCUGAUGGGAGGACUGCUUUUACUAAUGUGCACUCCAGUGGGAUUGUCCAGGAUGUUCACCAUCAUGGGCCAGUUAUUAGUAAAACCAACGAUCCUGGAGGACCUGGAUGAGCAGAUUUACUGCAUCCAUUUGCAGGAGGAAGCCCUUCAGAGGAGAUUAAACGGAUCGUCCUCACACACUUAUACUCGUGGAAGCGUUGCUCACCAGCUCAACAAAGAAUUGGACAAUAUUAGAAAUCAGAGAAAUAAAUUGGAGAGAAGAAAAAAAGCAUCAGGUUGGGAGAAGAACUUGUUGUAUCCCAUAGUGAUGCUGAUCCUGCUCGCAGGAACGACUCUCUCAGUUAUUAUGGUGGCACUGAAUAUCCUCUACCUUCUUGUGGAUGAGACUGCCAUGCCCAAGGGAUCCACAGACCGAGGCAUUGGGAACACCUCUCUGUCCACAUUUGGCGUGGCACAAGCGGUGCUGGAAAUCAUCCUCAUGUUCUACUUGAUGGUGUCUUCUGUCGUUGGCUUCUACAGCCUGCGUGUCUUUGAGGGACUCACUCCCAGCAAGGAUGACACAACCAUGACAACGAUCAUUGGUUGCUGUGUGUCAAUCUUGGUCCUGAGUUCAGCCCUGCCAGUUAUGUCCAGGACUCUAGGUGGCAAUGUUACUGACAGCGUUUUACCUUCACUGCUGGAAGUCGUGACUGAUAAGAACCAAUCAGGAAGUGAAUGCGGGUGACGGUAUCAUUGUUUUCAAAACCACUUUGUUUUUGCAUUUCCAUACGACAAUGCAGUCCUGGAGUUUUUCAAACUUCAGCAGCGUUUCCAAACGUCUCUGUUUUAGGUGUAUGGAAGUUCCAGAGAAGUGUGGAUGGCAGGCGUAAACCUAGCAGCAGUGAUUUGUGGAUGUAGCCUUCAAGGAGAGGAUUCAUAAUACUUUACUAUCUGUCAUUAAAUAUGAAUCUACACUAAUUAACAAGUUCUAUUUUGUUUGUGUAAUGUGAACAAAGACCAAGGAAAACCAUUACCAAAGAAGAACUAAAGUCACAUUACCAUCGAAGAAAUGGUCCUGCACAUUAAACUGCAACUUGUUGUUUAUACAUUUCAGUUUUUUCCACAGAUUAAACAAAGAUAAUACAUAGUAAUUGGUGAGCUUUAGAGGAGCUGGUAGGUGGAAUAUCAUUUACUUUCAUGCCCCCAUUUCCAUCUUCAUUCUGAAUACAUACUUGUGGAAAGGAGAGUGGUACUAAUCUCAGCAAGAAAAACAAGAAACAUAUUUCCCAGAAUGUCAAACAAUUUCUUAAAGAGACCUUGUAGAGAUUUGAAGGAUGAACUGAAUUUCCAGAGGUGUCAUAAUGACCUUGCCACAAACAAACGGGAAAAUAAAUACUUCUCCCCCACACAGCCGCAUUCAGUACUGCUGCCAUCACCAGACCAUUAAGGUUAGCUAGUUGAAUUCUCCUAUAGUUUCCCAUAGUGACGUUUGGAACGAAGGGCUAAAAAUGACAGGAAUAGCACCAUCACAAUGGCACUAAUAAACAUGCAGAGUGCAGAGCACAGCUGUUCAAAUA
Scophthalmus maximus (turbot) is the source of this 2289-nucleotide messenger RNA. RefSeq names its product limb development membrane protein 1 (gene lmbr1). The record is from RefSeq and is a predicted model, not a curated record. Lineage: Eukaryota; Metazoa; Chordata; Actinopteri; Pleuronectiformes; Scophthalmidae. Gene Ontology annotation, molecular function: transmembrane signaling receptor activity. The transcript is spliced from 16 exons. The coding region runs from base 144 to 1457 and encodes 437 amino acids. Gene Ontology annotation, biological process: signal transduction.